AUGGGGUUCGACCAAGAGAAGAUAUCAAACGCCAUCUACAAGGCAAUGUUUGCCACAUCCAACCCCGACCGCGGCGUGGCCGAGCAGCUGACAAAGCAUGUCGUGGAGAAGCUCAUGCAGCAGGGGUUCUCGGCCGAUCGGCCGCCCAGCGUCGAGACCAUUCAGGACAUGGUAGAGACCACACUGAUCGAGCGGGGACACAGCGAGAUCGCCAAGGCCUACAUUCUGUACCGGCACGAACGAAGGAAGGUAAGGGAAGAGAAGAUGAGGAUCCUCAACACAAAGGAUCUUGAUCCCGUGGCAAAAAGAUUCGACACCAACUCCCUGCGCGUCCUUGCCUCCAGGUACCUUCUAAGAAACAACAAGAACGAGAUCGUCGAGGGCCCGGAGGAGAUGUUUAAGAGGGUUGCAACGCUUGUUGCCAUCGGCGAUCUCAUAUACAGCCAGCAGAUAUUCACAAUAAAUGGCAACCAGAAGCAGAGUAUCAAGGAGGCCCAGGCGUAUCUUGAAAAACUGGACGACUUUGACUACAAGCUCAGGAUUGGCAAUUACUACCUCAACAAGUUUCACCUGCGGUCCCUAAUCAACUGCUACGUAUACCUUGCCCGCGGCGGACACAUGACCAAGAGCUUCAAGGAGCUGAUGAGGAUGAUCGCCGCCAAGAAGUUUAACAGCUAUGCUGAGAAGAUAGACGAGUACUUUAAGCUGAUGGCCUACCAGGACUUUCUGCCAAACUCCCCAACGAUGAUGAAUGCAGGAGCCCGGCUGGGGCAGCUCUCUGCGUGCUUUGUGCUGGACAUGCCCGAUGACAUGGGGGGAAUUAUGAAGACCACGUCCGACGCGGCCAUGAUCUUCAAGUCCGGCGGCGGAGUCGGAAUCAACUACUCUGGCCUGCGCCAGGAAGGCGACAUAGUCGCAUCCACGUCUGGUGUGGCAUCGGGUCCCGUAUCGUUCAUGAAUAUAAUAAAUUCGGUGACCGAGGUGGUAAAACAGGGCGGAAAACGGCGCGGCGCGAACAUGGGAAUCAUGGAGGUGUGGCACCCGGAUAUUGAAAAGUUUGUCACCAACAAGACCGAGCCCGGCAUUCUUGAGAACUUUAACGUCAGCGUGGGACUCUGGGAGGACUUUUGGGAUACGCUGCUCAACACGAGCGAGGGCAAGUAUGCGCUUCGCUCCCCGCGUGACAGGAGCCCCGUCAAGGAGGUAAACGCCCGCCGCCUGAUUGACCUGAUUGCUCUGUCUGCGUGGAAGAGUGCAGAACCCGGACUGAUCUUCUUUGAUCAGAUCAACCGGUACAACGUAUUUGCAAAGGCAAGAGGGGGCCCGCUUCGCGCAACAAAUCCCUGCGGAGAGCAGAGCCUGUAUCCGUACGAAUCCUGCAAUCUGGGAUCCAUCAAUCUGGCAAACCUGGUGAAGAGAAAGGCCGACGGGGAGUACGAGUUUGACUGGCAGAGGUACGAGGAGACCGUCAGAAAGACCACCAGGUUUCUGGACAGCGUAAUAGAUGUGAACCUCUACCCGGUGCCUGAGAUUGACGCGGCGUCCAAGGAGUCCCGCAGGAUCGGGCUGGGCGUGAUGGGGGUGGCAGACCUUCUCUACAAGCUACGCAUACCGUACAACUCCGAGGAGGGAUACGAUCUGCAGAACAAGCUGGCCGAGGCACUGACGUACUAUUCCAUGGAGGAGAGUGUUGCCCUUGCCAAGGCCCGCGGCAGGUUUCCGCUGUGCCCGAAGACCGAGUACCCCGACGGGAAGAUCCCGGUUGCCGGCUACUAUGAGAAGCCAAAGGAGCAGCACAGGUACGAAUGGGACACGCUCAUAGACAGAAUCAAGGAGCACGGAAUCAGAAACGUGCUGACGACCACCGUUGCCCCCACCGGAACCCUUUCCAUGAUCGCAAGCUGUUCAAACGGAAUGGAGCCCACAUUUGCCCUUGCCUAUGAGAAGAGGGUGACCCUGGGCAAGUUCUUCUACGCCAACUCGAUAAUAAAACAGGUGCUUGAGGAAGACAACCUGUACACCGAUGAGAUACUUGCAAAGAUUGCAGACAACUACGGCUCCCUCAAGGGAAUACCGGAGAUUCCCGAGUGGAUGCAGAAGAUCUUUGUCACGGCAAUAGACAUUCACUGGUCGGACCACCUGAUGGCACAGCAGGUGUGGCAGCAGUGGAUAGGAAACGCGAUAGCAAAGACCAUCAACAUGCCACACGACGUACUGCCGGAGGAUGUCGCAGCCGCAUAUCUUCUUGCACACGAGCUUGGGCUGAAGGGGAUCACGGUCUACAGGGACGGUUCAAGGCACAAGCAGGUUCUGCACAUAACCAACAAGAACACCGAGAAGAACUUUGAUGUAGUGCCUUCGCAGGUGGUGACCGACUUUGUAUCCCAGAAUAUAACAAACCAGUACAUGCGGGACCAGAUAAGCAACUCGCUGAAGAUCAGGCCCGGCGAGGACAUCGUUGUGACUCACAAUAUCGCCGAAAGCGUACCCGAGGGAAGCCUGUGCCCCGAGUGCAAGAACAACCUCAUCUUCGCCGAGGGCUGCAGCCUCUGCAUCGAGUGCGGAUACAGCCACUGCACGUCAGGAUAG
Geodia barretti is the source of this 2589-nucleotide messenger RNA. Lineage: Eukaryota; Metazoa; Porifera; Demospongiae; Tetractinellida; Geodiidae. The record is from the annotation of a GenBank genome assembly.